GAAAGAGAAAAAUACAAUCCUUGUUAGAAUAAACUAAGCGGAGAGAGACUUGGUGAAAAAGUAUUUUACAACUUUUAUUACUAUACAUAUGAAUAGCGUUGUAAAGUUUCUGCAGACGGUAUAUUGCAAAUUUACGAUUGCAUUUCGUCGCCUCUGCAGUGAUAUAAAUUAAUCGAUUAUUACAGCAGAAAUUCAUGUGAUAAGUAUAAAAACGAAUGCUCGAGUUACCGAGGGUGAAAUAAACGUUGAGUCGACUGAAAUCGUGGAAAUAAGUGAGCUAAUAGUAUUAAUGACAAGUUCCAGAACCGAGUUCCAGUGUCGAGGUGUUUUUUGAGCUUCGCAGUGAUCGAAGAAAAUUUAAUAGUAUAAAUAAUCUUUCGUUUGUAAAGUUUUGCGACGGUUUGCCAGCAGCAGUAGCAGAUUCUGCGAGAGAGAUAUUGCAACCUCGUUCAUCGCUGCUUUGAUAGGAAAUAAACAAGAAAUAAUUAAGAAUACAGAAUACUCAGCGACUUUAUCCAUCGCAGAAAAGUUGUUCGUUUCAUACUUCGUUGUGUGUGAUAAUCAAGAAGUAAAAUAAAGUUGGUAUAAGCAGAGGGGUAAAAAUUACAAGUAAAAUAAAGGGCAGAGGGAGAGGAAGAGAGAGAUACCGAAACGAAAAAGUGUGACUGAAAUAAAUUUUUGGACUGCACGCGCAACUUCAAGGCGGUACCAUGUCUUCUUCUUCGGUGAAAUUCUACGCGAGGAUCACGAUUUUAUUACUAUGCGGACUCUGCAUCGGAACGACACAAGGACUGAACUGCUUUAUAUGCGGCAUGUACAACGACGGCGUCGGCAGCAUUACUCCCUGUCUAAAUUACACAGCUCAGAUGCAUCUGAACGAGUGUCCGAAGGACCAUACAUGGUGUAUCAAAUACGUCAGCGAGGGUUCCAUUGUUCGAGAUUGUGUACCGGAAUGCCAACAAAAAGAGUCCUGGAGCACUAAAACGUACUGCUGUCGGGAAGAUGGAUGCAACUCGGCCCCCAGAUCGUCGUCGUCCACUUCCAGUGCCAUAAUGUGCGCCUUGGCAGUGCUCCUCAGCCUCUUCCUUCAGCAGGGGAGCAAUCUUCGUGGCUAAUAACGCUGCUUCGAGGGGUCCGGACAUAAACAACAACGGCGGGUGGUAACAGACCGUGAUUAAUUCCCCAUCUCACCCAGCGUCUCUGCUUCCUCUUCUUUUUCCUCUUCUCCUUUCUAUUCUUAUUAUUAUUCUUCUUAUUCUCAUCCACUCAAACUUCACGUUCCUUUAUCUCAUUUCAUCUUUCUCUUUUCUCCCACCCUCCGCCACUUUAGCUGUCUUGUGUAUUGUGAUCGGAAAACAAACGAACAAAGGAGAAUCAGAUAAAAAUAUCAAUAACAAUAAUAAUGUAAGUAAUAAUUGAAAUACGGUAUACCUUGUUUCUUCUUUUUCAGUGUUUAACACUGCGAGCUUUUUUACUUUGCGAAUAUUAAAACUUGUCAACGAAAUUCACAAAAUUUUAUCCGAAUCUAACGAUUUUUCUUUUAUUCUCCUCUCUCAUUCUUCAUUUUCUUCGAAUAAAUAUUCAC
This is a messenger RNA of Diprion similis, 1585 nucleotides long. Its product is annotated as lymphocyte antigen 6G. The transcript is spliced from 4 exons. NCBI's taxonomy places the organism in Eukaryota, Metazoa, Arthropoda, Insecta, Hymenoptera, Diprionidae. The coding region runs from base 711 to 1115 and encodes 134 amino acids. The record is from RefSeq and is a predicted model, not a curated record.